This is a messenger RNA of Linum tenue, 924 nucleotides long. Lineage: Eukaryota; Viridiplantae; Streptophyta; Magnoliopsida; Malpighiales; Linaceae. The record is from the annotation of a GenBank genome assembly.
AUGGCUGUUAACCUGUUGAAGACGAUCGCUCUCUUCGCUCUCUCUUCCCUUCUGAUCUUUAAAGGAGCCGUUGGUGAUCUAAUGUGCGAGGAGCUGCCAGUAGAGCUGUGCGCCUACUCGAUCUCCGACGCAGGAAAGAGAUGCGUGCUGGAGAACUACUUGGCCAGGAAAGGGAUUGUGAAGUACCAAUGCAAGACAUCGGAAGUGGUUGUUGAGACGAUGAGCGGAUGGAUCGAGACGGAGGCAUGCAUCAACGACUGCGGCCUUGACAGAAACGCCGUCGGGAUCUCUUCUGAUUACCUCCUCUCCCACAACUUCGUUGCCAAGCUCUGCUCCCAGCCCUGUUCCAGCUACUGCCCCAACAUUCUCGAUCUCUACUCCAACUUGGCUCAAGCCGAAGGUAACAUAUUAUAUCAGCCCAGGAGUUCAGGUGCUGCUUUCGACGGUGGUGCUAUGGGAACUGCUGGGGAAGAAGAUGGAGCUAUUGGAGCCCCAAUCGGUUCUCCUCUGUCUUCCCCUGCUUUUACAUUUGCGGAUGAUGGUACUGCUACUGCAUUUGCUCCUUCUCCUGCCAUCGGCGAUCUGAUAUGUGAGGAGUUGCCAGUAGAGCUGUGCGCCUACUCGAUCUCGGACACAGGGAAAAGAUGCGUGCUGGAGAACUACUUGGCCAGGAAGGGGAUGGUGAAGUACCAAUGCAAGACAUCGGAAGUGGUGAUGGAGACGAUGAGCGGAUGGAUCGAGACGGAAGCAUGCAUCAACGACUGCGGCCUUGACAGAAACGUCGUUGGGAUCUCUUCUGAUUACCUUCUCUCCCCAAACUUCGUUGCCAAGCUCUGCUCCCAGCCGUGUUUCAGCAACUGCCCCAACAUCCUCGAUCUCUACUCCAACUUGGCUCAAGCUGAAGGUAACAUAUUUUGUACAUAA